Messenger RNA from Plectropomus leopardus (leopard coralgrouper), 1993 nucleotides. The record is from RefSeq and is a predicted model, not a curated record. NCBI's taxonomy places the organism in Eukaryota, Metazoa, Chordata, Actinopteri, Perciformes, Serranidae.
GACACUCUGGUUUUAGUCUCUGUGUGUCCCAUUCAACGUUUAAUUUGGCUUUCUUGCCAGAUGAUGGAUUGGGUUUAAGGAUGUCCUCUAUCUCCUCUUUUUUUAACGAUAAAUUCCAGGAUCUUUUAUUUUGUUUUUGGAAGAGUCACACUGACUUAUCGAGUGCACACUAAAGGGUCUCCAGCCGCUGAGGUCAGGGGAUGUAUGGCCACACGGAUCAAUAGCAGGAUAUCACAUUAAAGCUGUCUGGUCAGCAUACUGUUAUAUCCUUGCAUUUCUCCUACAGUCGUCCACCUAAAUCCCCUCUUGUUCAUUUCUUUGUCCCAUCUGUCCUUUCCCACGUGUAUCAACUUCAGAGCAUCUUAUCCGCCUCCCUCCCCUCACGCUCUCUCUUUAUCUAUCUCUCUUUUAAUCACGCCGAGUUUACAGUAUCACUUUGUCAGCUGUGUUUUGUCAUCUUCUGUCCGUACUGUUACAUCACAUUUAUCUUUUGCUUUCCGUUUAAAACCUGGCAGAUCAUCACCUCUUUAAACCACCCCUAAACAUCUGUGCUGCCCUCACGGCUCCAUCUGUGACUGCAGUUGUACCCUCUGUCCUCUUUGUCCUAUUCCCACGUGCAGCAGCUGCCCCCUCUUGGCCUGACUCUCCCCUCUCUCUGUCUCUCUCUGGCCUCCCCCCGCGUCUCUCUUCACCUGUGUGGCCAUGCUGGAGCGUCUGUCCCGUCGCUCUCGCUCCCUGCUCUCCCUGACCUUGACCACUCUGGCUCUGGCCCUCUCCAUCCUGGCUCUCUGCACCUCUUACUGGUGUGAGGGCACCCACAAGGUGGUGAAGCCCCUCUGCCUGUCGCCCGUCAAGAUGAAGAACUGUGGUCAGAACAACAGCGAGCCUUACACCACAGAGAGUCCCACUCAGAACCCCUUCAACCGCACCCUGUCUCCAGCCAGGCGGGAAGAGCUGGCCAAAAUCAGACAGAGGCAGCUGGCCAACGCAGUUCAAUACAUCUGGGAGACGGGAGAAGACAAGUUUGCUUUCAGAUACUUCCACACUGGUUUCUGGGAAAGCUGCGAGAAACACAAUGAUGGGGAGAAAUGUCGAAGCUUUAUAGAUUUAACACCUGGAGAAACACAAGGUGUGCUCUGGCUGUCAGUCAUUUCAGAGUUUACAUACAUCGGUCUGCUGGGCAUGGGCUUCUUACUGAUGUGGCUGGAGGUCUUGUGUUCUCAUAAAGAGAUGCACUCACUAAAAAUCAAUGCCUAUGCAGCGAUCUGUACUGUGUUAUCAGGUCUUCUUGGGAUGGUGGCCCAUAUGAUGUACACAACAGUGUUUCAGAUGACAGUCAUUGUGGGCCCCAAAGACUGGCGGCCUCAGUCCUGGGACUACGGCUGGUCAUUCGCUCUUGCCUGGGUGUCCUUCAGUUGCUGCAUGGGAGCCGCUGUGGUCACACUCAACUCCUACACAAAGACCAUCAUCGAGCUCCGCCGCAGACAGAGGCUGCGUUUGGAGGAAGCCAGAGCCGCCACUCACGCUCCUGCCUAUGAUGAGGUUGUUCCAGGAGGUGGGCUCUACUCUGUCAGCGGCCUGCUGCAGUGUCCAGACGGCAUGAUUGACGUAGCGUGGGCCCCGAACGGAAGUGUGGUAGGAGUGGGAAAUGGGGAUGUGCCAACGCUGGUUUUGGUAGGAGGCUGUGGGCCAGAGGGGUGUGAAGACUGUGAGAGAGAGAUGGAUGAGAUGGACGAGGCCAUGGACCGAGUCGAUUCACCUUGUUAGGGAAUUUAUACUCAUCAACUUAAAAGGGCUGAAAAAGGAAAAACGCUGUCACCGUGCAGGAGAAGGAUUGAUGUGAGCAAACAGAUCUGUUGUUUCUUCUCUUUCACUUUGACUUUCAGUGACGUUGGGACGUACUUAUUGCACUUUGCGGUCCUUGAUUCAACGCAUAUCUAAUUGCAAAGACUACAGUGUAUAGAUAUGUCACACUGACAUGCAAGAUUGCAUG